UAAGGAGGGAGGUGGAAUCGCGCUCACGUCUGACCGGAACUCAGACUCCAAUGUAUUUCUACGAGUUCGCUCGCGUAUACGCACGUAACAGACGUUCAGCGUAACACACGUUUACGAAUACACAUUUCGAUCUGCGAGCGUGUGGCACGCAGCUUAACACACACGUACGCGUGUUCGCCAUUCUAUUGGUGGAAGAACUUAGUUGCUGACCGCUGUAGUACAAUCCAGUAGUAUAUAAGGGCGACUCUUCCGCACUGAUCAUUCAUUAUAAGCGCAGGGCAUAACGAGGUAUCACGGUGUAACUUAGUGUGUAUUGGUCCGCUCAGUCUACUCUCGGGGUUGAAAAAUCGGCGCUUCCUCUUCUCACGUUUCCACGGUGUCUUUGGUGGACUUGGUAAUCGCCAGACUGUUUUCCGCUUUCCGGUACAAAGCGUACUUGUGUCUAAGAUUUGACUUUUCACUUACAGCCGGUGAACAUAUCUGCGAUACGAUUCGAUCGCUCUACGAUCGUCUGCGGCGAAAGAGUUGAGACUUUGAGAGACAUUGAGUCUUAUCGCGGAAGAGAAUCCCGACUGAAUCUGCCAACGUCUCUCGUGAAUCGUUGCAAAAUAUGGUUGCUGAAGUUCUGGGAGGAUGGUCUAUUUUGACCAUUUUCUUAUCGGUCUGCCUGUUGUCUCUUUUGUUGACCUUGUUAAUACAGAGGGCAAAGUUUUUAAUUGCCUUGAGGAAUGUACCUUAUCCCACCGCGUUGCCGAUCAUCGGUAAUGCUUAUCAACUCAGUUGCACACAAGAAGAAUUCUUCCAGCAGUUGAUGAAGUGGGCUUACAAAUUUGGCGACAUUUAUCUGAUCUGGGUUGGCCUACGACCUUUCAUCUUUCUGUAUCGAGUAGAAGCGGUGCAACCUCUACUCAGCAGCAGCGUACACAUCGACAAAAGUCUAGAGUAUCAAUACUUAAAGCCUUGGUUGGGUACGGGCCUGGUAACUAGUUCUGGUGAAAAAUGGCACUUUCGCAGGAAGCUAUUGACACCGACCUUCCACAGUGGCCUCCUGGAAACAUACUUGAAAACCGUGAAAGAAGAGACGAACGUCUUAAUUUCCUGCCUUGAAAAAGAAGUGGACAAAUGGUUCGACAUUGUUCCUUAUGCAAAACGCGCCGCUCUUGAUAUUAUAUGCGAUACUGCGAUGGGUUACAAGCUUAAUUCGCAAAAGAACUGCAAAGUCGACUACGUCGAGGCUGUAGAUAAAAUUGCAUCUAUUGUGCAGAUGCGCUUCACAAAUGUAUGGUUAUCAUCUGAUUCAAUUUUCAAGUUAACUAAGACUGGUCAAGAGCACGAUCAUUCACUUCAAAUCAUACAGGAGUUUGUCAACAAGGUAAUCGUAAAAAGAAAAGCCGAAUGGAAACUCAACAGCGAUGACAACUCCAACAAAUCAACGAAGAAGAGACGGGCCCUGCUAGAUUUAUUACUGCAAAUAUCACAAAAUGGCACUGUCCUUUCGGACGAAGACAUUUGUGAAGAAGUAAAUACUUUUAUGUACGCUGGACAUGAUACGAUGGCCACCAGCAUAUCGUGGACACUUUAUGCGCUAGGACGACACCCUGAAUAUCAGGAAAAAAUUUUAGAGGAAUACAAUAAUGUGCUGAACACGGAUGAAAUUACAUUGGAGAAUAUACAAAAAUUAACAUGGUUGGAAGCCUGCAUCAAGGAGCAGUGGAGAUUAUAUCCUGUGGCCCCGCUUAUAGCAAGGCAAAUUUAUAAACCAAUUGAAAUAAUGGGCAAUCAAAUUCCACCGGGCUCGACAGUUCUCAUCAACUCCUAUUUACUACAUCGUGACGACCGUUAUUUCCCAGAGCCGCACAUUUAUCGUCCGGAGCGAUUCUUGCCCGACAGUCCCAAGUUACCUCCUUACGCUUUCAUACCCUUUAGCGCUGGCUCGCGCAAUUGCAUCGGCUGGAAAUUUGCCACAUUAGUGAUUAAAGUGGCCAUCUUAUCUCUACUGAAAGCCUUUCGUGUGGAGGCUCUCGACAAAGAGGACCAAUUGCGUUUUAUAUCCGAAUUGGUGUUGGUCAACGCAAACGGACUUCGUCUUAAAAUCACACCGCGUUAACGCGAACAUUCUUCUUUUUCUAUGUCCUAAAACGGAUUUCCGACUACGAUCCAGAAAUCAGGAUCCACGAUACCACAAUUAAUUUGUGGUUCUAACAUUCCAGUGGAUUGCCUCCUCGAGAUGUAGGAAGUUUCUAUACUAUGGCUUAAAGCUUAAAACUCUAUUGUAGAUCCGGAGUAAGUCCGGAUCUACAAU
Messenger RNA from Mycetomoellerius zeteki, 2302 nucleotides. Its product is annotated as cytochrome P450 4c3. NCBI's taxonomy places the organism in Eukaryota, Metazoa, Arthropoda, Insecta, Hymenoptera, Formicidae. The record is from RefSeq and is a predicted model, not a curated record. The transcript has 9 exons. Gene Ontology annotation, molecular function: monooxygenase activity; heme binding; oxidoreductase activity, acting on paired donors, with incorporation or reduction of molecular oxygen. The coding region runs from base 611 to 2107 and encodes 498 amino acids.